This is a messenger RNA of Oreochromis niloticus (Nile tilapia), 1459 nucleotides long. RefSeq names its product gem (nuclear organelle) associated protein 6 (gene gemin6). Gene Ontology annotation, cellular component: nucleus; SMN complex. The record is from RefSeq and is a predicted model, not a curated record. Lineage: Eukaryota; Metazoa; Chordata; Actinopteri; Cichliformes; Cichlidae. Gene Ontology annotation, biological process: spliceosomal snRNP assembly; spliceosomal complex assembly.
UUUUGCUGGUUUAUUGUGACUUCGCAGUAUUAGUUUUCUUCUUAUUUGGUUUCUCUUUAAUGUUUUAUGCUUUGGCCGAAGGGUCUCUAUUCUAAUUCUAGUCGUUUGUUUUUGUUGUGCCCGCUUCACCCUGCAGGGGGCAGCCGCGGCUCAGAUUACGCCUUAAAGCGGAACCUUUCUUUCCGUGUUGUGUUUCCUCAGGAGCGUUAACAGCUGUGACCAGCAGACGGCAGGGAGUGGAGGGGGUGUGGAUCAAUUAUUGCUCAGUUAUCGAUCUCAGCGCCGUGAGGUCCAUGAUGCAGUGCGGCUGGCCCCUCAUGGGUCCGCUCAGGUGGCUUCACUACGUCAACAAAGAGGUGAAGGUGAGAGCGGGAAAAGGCGAGGAGCACCGCGGCUGGCUGCUGAGCGUGGACCCGGUGUCCGCCAGUGUGGUCCUGGUGUCCUUCGGUGAGGCGGUGGCGGUGCGGGUGGUGAUGGGUCACGCCGUGGAGGCGGUGGAGGUCCUGCGAGCGGCUGAUGAUGAGACGGCGAAGCGUCUGCGGUCGGUCUUCCUUCCCCCGCCGUCCCCUUGCCUGGACCCCAAGGAGCUGCGUCAGCGGAGAGAUGCCUUGCGGCAGUGGCUGCAGGAGAACCGGAUCCCCGUGGAGGAGGAGGAGGAGCUGAAAGUGGCGGGCGUCCUGACGAUUGCUGCGCCCUAUAGUGGCCAGGACUGCAGGAGCUCCAACCAGAUCAUCCUGGACCGGAUCCAGAGACUCGUCGGGAUCCAGGACUGUACCAAUCAGAGGUUGCCACUCUGAGCUGGGCCAAUCACCAGGUGAGAAGAGACCUGCAGCAACCACGAAGAGCCAGGAAAUCAGAGCGCUGGCUCAGCUGGGGUCACCCAGGGUCAGGGUGUGCACGGGCGGAUUUCAGUUUCUGUUGUCAGACUCCAGUAAUCAAUAAUUAUUGAUCUGCUGUAAUCAGUCACACCUGAAUGUUGCUGAUGUGAUUGAACAUCACCUGACUCACCUGCAUCAGUAUCCGGUGUCUCCGGUCUGUCCUCUGAGGAGAACUGAGCUCUGCUCUUUAUUUGCCCAUUGCCAUGGUGACACCUGCGCCUGUGGGAAUGACUUGCUGCAGACUGAUUCCUGGAGCGUUUUUGGAAAUGUUUCUUUGUUGCAAAGUUUCACGUCGUUUCAUACUUUGCAACAAAAAUUCAGACUUGAGUCAAACUUUAACCCCAAGCUUUGAUCUUUGUCAGUUUCAGUAAACAUGGGGAUGAAACGUCCACCGAAUCAUCUAAUCACUGUAAAUAAACUGUAAGGUAAUUAUUGUAUCUAUGGUAACAAGACACCCAUCUCUCCAUGCAUUUAUUUCAAUAUGCUCCGCUUGGUUUUGUUUGUUGAAUUCAGAGCAGAGAAACACCUGUAUCCUGGGGCUUUGUGUGUGUUCACAUUGUCAAUAAAGUUCAUUGAAACCA